GAGGAGGCAUAUAAAAUUCCAUGUCAUUUUAUAAAUUACGGUCGUCGUUACGUUACGAAUUUAAAAAACAGUAGUAGUGCCGUACUACCGAAAAAAAAACGAAAACGAAAGUGUGGUGUUUCAGUUAUAAAUUAAUAUAUUUUUUAAAGAAAAAUUAAAAGAAAUUAAAUAAAAAUUUCCAAAAUGAAAGCCUUUGUAGUGGCCAGUGUUUGUUUGUUCAGUAUUUUGAGUGUGGGUUUGGCACAAUUCUCCAAUGGUCGUGUACUCGAUCCACCAAAUCCACAAUUGUGUGCUCAAAGAGUUAUACAUGAAAAGACACCCGAUGGCAAAGGUUACUUCUUCUCUUGGCGCGAUCCUGCCUUAAAGGGUGUCGAAGAAGAUUGGUUGAGUGCCAGAAACUACUGCCGCAGACGUUGUAUGGACUCAGUAUCUUUGGAAACUAGCUUGGAAAACGAAUGGAUUAAGCAACGUGUUGUCAAUGAAAAAGUAAAAUACAUCUGGACCUCUGGUCGCCAAUGUGACUUCAAGGGUUGCGAACGUCCCGAUUUACAGCCCACCAACAUUAACGGCUGGUUCUGGACUGCUACUUUACAAAAACUUGCCCCCACUAAUGAACGCAGCCAAGGUGAUUGGUCUCCCACUGGCGGUAUUGGUUUACCUCAACCCGAUAACCGUGAAUACAAACAAAAUGGUGCUCCCGAAAACUGUUUGGCUCUCUUGAAUCAAUUCUACAAUGAUGGUGUCAACUGGCAUGAUGUUGCUUGCCACCACAAGAAACCUUUCGUUUGUGAGGAAAACGAUGCUCUCUUGAAAUAUGUUCGUUACACCAACCCUCAAUUGCGCAUUUAAAGUGGGUUUGAGGUUAAACUCCUCCCUUUUAAUUAAAGAAUUAUAAAAAAUUCAAAUUUGUGUUUCACACACACACACACAUGCUCAACUUUUAGAAACCAAAAAUAUUUAAAUUUUGCUCUUCUUUCAUUUUUCUCGCUUUUUUCCAAAAAAAAAAAAAAAUAAUAAAAUUUUUUUUAUAUUCUUUAAUACUAUUUCUCUAAAAAGUUCAUAUUUCCCUGCAUAUGUCCUCUGUUUCUGCUAAAAUAUCUAUAUCACUGUCUUCUAUUCUACUCAACACUUAAUUAGUUUAAUUUUUUUUAAUUUUUGUAUUAAUUUAUGUUAAAAAAAUAAAAA
Messenger RNA from Lucilia sericata (common green bottle fly), 1185 nucleotides. RefSeq lists its product as uncharacterized. Bases 184 to 849 code for a protein of 221 amino acids. The transcript is spliced from 3 exons. The record is from RefSeq and is a predicted model, not a curated record. NCBI's taxonomy places the organism in Eukaryota, Metazoa, Arthropoda, Insecta, Diptera, Calliphoridae.